This is a messenger RNA of Helobdella robusta, 165 nucleotides long. RefSeq lists its product as hypothetical. The transcript has a single exon. NCBI's taxonomy places the organism in Eukaryota, Metazoa, Annelida, Clitellata, Rhynchobdellida, Glossiphoniidae. The annotation marks the transcript as partial. Gene Ontology annotation, molecular function: protein binding. The record is from RefSeq and is a predicted model, not a curated record.
UUCCUAUUGGACUGGCUGUGCCCGCUAGGGAUGCACCAAUACAUCGAUAGCUUCUUCGAUAACGGUUACGACGAGAUGUCGGUAUGUCGGUUAAUCGGCGAAACCGAUUUGGACGCAAUCGGUGUCGUUGAUUCGAGCCACCGAGUCAAAAUUUUGGAAUCGGUG